Impatiens glandulifera is the source of this 180-nucleotide messenger RNA. The record is from the annotation of a RefSeq genome assembly. NCBI's taxonomy places the organism in Eukaryota, Viridiplantae, Streptophyta, Magnoliopsida, Ericales, Balsaminaceae.
AUGCUUAAUAUCUUUAAUUUGAUCUGUAUUAAUUCUGCCCUUUAUUCGAGUAUUUUUUUCUUCGCAAAAUUGCCAGAAGCCUAUGCUUUUUUGAAUCCAAUUGUAGAUGUUAUGCCAGUCAUACCUUUGUUUUUUUUUCUCUUAGCCUUUGUUUGGCAAGCUGCCGUAAGUUUUCGAUAA